Molecule: messenger RNA, 705 nt
Organism: Paramecium tetraurelia
Lineage: Eukaryota; Ciliophora; Oligohymenophorea; Peniculida; Parameciidae
Exons: 5
Biological process (GO): mRNA catabolic process; negative regulation of translation
Cellular component (GO): CCR4-NOT complex
Source: RefSeq, a predicted model, not a curated record
AUGGAUAAAAUAAAGAAGCUUAAUUUAGAUUCUGAUUAGUUUUCAAUUGACUACUUAAGACCGAUUCCUUCCCUCAUUAACUCAAAUAAUUUUUAUUGGAAUGAGAAUUGCAUGCUUAAUAAUAUAUAAUGGAAUUAUACUCUUCAAAUCAACAGUGAUAAAUUGAGUUCGGUAAAGGAAAUUAUAUAGAAAGCUUGUUGUACUUAAGUCAGUGAUCAAGAAUUCAAAUUGAUUUAAGACUUUUUAUAAAAUGAUGAAUUUUUAUUAAAAAAUUGUGGUUUUACUACAUAAAAAUUACCUGAUUUAAUAGAAAAUAAUGCAAACUUAGUAUUCCUUUUUUUAGUCAAAAAUGUGAAGUCAUCUGAUUUCUAAGAUUACUUGGAUGUUUUUAUCAAUAUUGAUGUUACUCCUGCUACAAUUGAAUUAAUUGCGAUGAUAAAUUAUUCUAUGAAAAUACCUCCUGAUUUCGUUACAUAUUAUGUGUAUUAUUGUAUUUAAUAUUGUAAUAAUAUUAAAGAAAAAUCAACAUAAACGAAAAUAGUUAAAUAUGUCAGCAUUUUUAUACGCCAUUUUUUAAAAACUAAGGCGAUUGUGAUUAAAGAUCUUCUGACUGAACUACAAGCAUUUUGUAUAGAAUUUACAAGAGUUAAUGAAGUAUCUCAACUUUUCAAAUCAGUAAAAUCUUUCAAUGAAUUAGGAGUAUGA